AUGGCAGACCCAGACCCAGUGUCCGAAGGGCGGGCAGACUCCAAUGGUGUCUAUGGCUUGAUGCGAUCUCUCCAUGGACUAAUCCCAACCAAAGCACACCUGAAGCAGUUCUUCGCCUACGUACACCUUCUUUUCUCUUUGGAUUACACGAUAUUCGACGUCUUCCUUAUUGUAUGCGGCGUGAUAUUCGGGAUAGCUGGAGGAAUCCCCUUUCCUCUGCUCGGAAUUGUAUUUGGUAAUCUGAUCAACAACCUCAAUUCGACUACUUGUUCCACCUCGGACAACGAUUCGUCAAGUUUAUCGUCCAGUGUACGCACCGAGGUUCUUUAUGUGAUUUACAUCACCAUAGCGAACUUCUUCAUCAUCUAUAUCUACACGUCAUGUUGGUGCUUGGUGAGCGAACGUCUGGCGCGCCGUUAUCGCAGGCGAUACUUUGAAAGUAUCAUUAGGCAGGACAUGAACUUCAUCGAGUCACUUCCUUCGGGCGAUGUGAUCUCCCGGUUGGUUAGUGACAUUGAGACAGUGCAAAUGGGGACCUCGGAGAAGGUGGGCCUGGUGAUCUCCACUAUUUCAUACUUCGUGACCGCCUAUAUCGUGGCUUUUAUCAAGGCGCCAAAGAUCGCGGGCAUGCUGGUAUCAGUGGUGCCUUGCUUCCUCCUCAUGUCGCUAGUUGGAGGUCACUUCAUCAAAAAGUAUGCGAGCCGGAUUACAGCCAAUAUCAAUGCCGCUACGUCGAUUGCCUCGUCCAGUCUAUCGCAUCUGACCCUGGUUCAUGCCUUCAAUGCCAACGACCGCUUGGAGCAGCGAUUUGCCACUUAUCUCUCCAGGUCAUCAAUGGAUGCCCUCAAAAAGGCAGGUACGCAUGCUACGCAACUUGGAUUCUUGUACUUUGUUGCAUACUCAGCCAACGCCUUGGCUUUCUGGGAGGGUUCCCAGAUGAUUUCGGACUCCGUUGCCCACGACAACUCAGGUAUAUCUGUGGGUGCUGUAUACACUGUCAUUUUUGUUCUCAUCGAUGCUUCCUUUAUUCUGAGUCAGGUUGCCCCCUUUAUCCAUGUUUUUGCGUCCGCAGCCGGUGCAUCGGAGCGACUGCUAGCCGUGAUCAAUCGUCGUUCUGCCAUUGAUGGGACCGCAGACGACGGUGAUAAGAUGACUGCUUUCGGAGAGGAGAACAUUGAGUUUAAUGAUGUUCACUUUUCAUACCCGGCUCGACCAGACGUUCCAGUACUCCGGGGAAUGAGUUUUGUCAUCCCUCCUAGGAAGCAUACCGCCAUUGUUGGACCCUCUGGUGGUGGAAAAUCAACCGUGGUUUCCCUCCUAGAACGAUUCUAUGACCCUGCAUCAGGCGAUGUGACCAUCGGAGGGAAGAGUUUCCGAGAUCUCAAUGUUCGACAUUUGCGAGGCAAUAUCGGUUUUGUUCAACAAGAACCGGCUUUGUUGGAUCGAACAAUCCUGGAAAAUAUCGCGUACGGCCUGGUGGCUUCAUCCGCAGAGAAGCAUCAACGGCUCGCCCCGUUCAUUCUCGAUGAAAGUCUUUCGGAACUUGCUGUAAAGAUCAGGGAAGGCAUGUCCGAGAACGAUGCUCUUACCGGCUUCGACGGUUGUGUUACCGAGAUUGUAGAACUCGUCAGGGAGGCUGCCGCCAGCGCUAAUGCGUUAAACUUCAUUGAUGCUUUGCCUCACGGGUUCGCAACCCAUGUUGGAACAGCAGGAAAUCAGCUUAGUGGAGGCCAGAAGCAGCGAAUUGCUCUUGCUCGUGCUCUCGUGCGAGAACCGUGCUUACUCAUUCUCGACGAGGCUACGGCUGCCUUGGAUUCCACCAGCGAACAACUUAUCCAGGCUGCACUGGCCAAAGUAUCUGAAACAGUAACCACAGUCUCGAUCGCACAUCGAUUAGCUACUGCCAAAAAUGCACACAAGAUUGUUGUCGUACAGACUGGACGUGUCGCAGAGGAAGGAUCCCACGCGGAGCUCGUGGCGCAGGGCGGCGUGUACGCAGAAAUGGUACGGCUGCAAAACCUGGGUAAAUUGAGCGUUGAAGAUCUGAAGAGCCCUCACGAUAUGAUUACCACGAGCAGUAUUCACGAGAGUGUGCAGCCGACAGACGAAAAGGAAGCCUUGGUAGGCAUUGGGGGUUCAGAUAUCACUGAAGACACGGUGUGCGGUGAGGUACCUCCUGGUUCCACAGAUGGUGAUGUGAGCAAAGGAAAGAAGAGGAAGCGUUCGGGCUGGUUCACCAUCAAGUACACGUUCUCUCUGGUGCGGGCCAACCUGCCGUUGAUUUGCCUCGGGCUCUGUAUGUCCGUCAUCAUUGGAGGUAGCUACUCGGCCGAGGCGAUUGUGUUUGGCCACACCGUUGGCAGUCUGAGCCCAUGCAGAUCUUCUGAUGCCAUCAGUGAUAGUGGCAACCUUUAUGGGUUGCUCUUUUUCAUCCUUGCCCUGGUCGAGCUUACGGCAAAUGUGGUGGGCGGCUGCGCCUUUGGCUGGGCAGCGGAUAAGAUUCUGUAUCGGCUCCGGGUGCUGUCACUACGAUCGCUGCUGAGCCAGACCAUACAAUGGCAUGGAAUGGAGGACCGGACUCCAGGAACUUUGAUCACUUAUAUCACCGGGGAUGCUGCUUCUUUGAGUGGCAUUACCGGAUCGACUAUCGGUCUCCUCCUUGCUACAGCCGUCAACCUGGUAGCCGGGUUGGUGAUAUCGUUUGCUAUCGCGUGGAAAAUCACUAUUGUCUUAUUUCCGACCAUACCCGUCUUACUUAUAGCAGGCAUGAUGAAGCUCCGCGUUCAAGCCAAGUUCACUGAGCGGCAUCAGAAGGCAUUUGCCAAGGCCACGGCCAUCACAGUCGAGGCCGUCGAUAACAUUCGUGCUGUUGCAGCAUUCUCCCUUGAGAAGCAAUCCCAGGAAGUGUUCGUCCGAGCCCUGCGCCGCCCAUACCGGGACACCAUGAAAGCUAUUGCACAUGGCAAUGCCUGGUUGGCAUUGGCUUUUAGCAUCAGCAACUUGGUGUAUGCCCUCGCGUAUUGGUGGGGAUCGAAGCAGGUGGCAUCGGGGCUCUACUCCCAAACUCAGUUCUUUAUUGUCCUGCCUUGCCUGCUAUUCAGUACGCAGUCUUGUGGUCAAAUGUUUGCUCUGGCACCGGAUAUCUCCAAGGCCCGUCUGGCGUCGUCUAACAUUGUUGAUCUGCUCACUACCCGCUCCGCGGAGGAAGAGCUGGCUCCGGGUUCCACGCAGAGCAUGCAGCCCUCAAGCAGUUUGCUUGAGGAGAAAGCCGCCACACAGGAUGUGGAGGCCGCAGAGAAGCCCCGUCGGGGUGUACGCCAGACGAAUGGCAACGGUAUCGGCGCCCAGCUUCGUGGGGUGCAUUUCACGUAUCCCAAUCGGCCUGAACGUCCAAUCCUAAAAGGACUUACCCUGGACAUCAAGCCCGGUCAGUUCUGUGCGCUGGUCGGACCUAGCGGAUCGGGCAAAUCGACGACCUUUGCCAUGCUGGAGCGAUUCUACCGUCCUGCAGCCGGGUCGGUGAUCAUCGACGGAGUAGACGUGACUCGGCAGCUAGGCACUGAGUUCCGGGAUGAUAUCGCCUUGGUGCCGCAGGAGAAUGUUCUGUUCGAAGGAACGGUCGCAUUCAAUAUUGGUCUGGGUGCUUGCCCCGGCCAUGAACCGACACAAGAAGAGAUCGAAGCGGCGUGUCGCAUGGCGCACAUCCACGACGUGAUUAUGGCCCUGCCGGACGGGUACCAGACGAUGUGCAGCCACGACGGCAAGCAAUUUUCAGGCGGGCAGCGCCAGCGCCUGUCAAUUGCACGCGCGCUGGUGCGCAAGCCACGGCUGCUGCUGCUGGACGAGUCGACGAGCGCACUGGAUGUGGAGUCGGAGAAGAAGAUCCAAGAAUCCCUGACGACGCUAGCGGGCCGCACGACGAUUGUCGCGAUCGCGCAUCGACUGAACACGAUCCACCGAGCGGAUCAGAUCUAUCUGAUUGAGGAGGGCCGCUGUGCGGAACAAGGAACCCAUCAGGAGCUGAUCCAGCGUAGUGAGACGUAUCGAACGAGUGUGAUCCACCAGUCGCUGGAGACCUAAUGAAGAUGGGCAACUGAAACACGGCAUCGCUGUACCAAAAAAGCACACGAAAAGAACCAAAAGCACCCCUUCAUAAUUUAGAAUGAUGGUGCCGGGUCAUCUAUGACAAGUCUUCCGUCCUUUUUGAGGGUGGGACUUGACUGCAUCUUGCGAUAUGGG
This is a messenger RNA of Aspergillus costaricaensis CBS 115574, 4239 nucleotides long. RefSeq names its product ABC transporter ATP-binding protein. Gene Ontology annotation, biological process: transmembrane transport. NCBI's taxonomy places the organism in Eukaryota, Fungi, Ascomycota, Eurotiomycetes, Eurotiales, Aspergillaceae. The transcript has 2 exons. The record is from RefSeq and is a predicted model, not a curated record. The coding region runs from base 1 to 4080 and encodes 1359 amino acids. Gene Ontology annotation, cellular component: membrane. Gene Ontology annotation, molecular function: ABC-type transporter activity; ATP binding; ATP hydrolysis activity.